AUGUGGUUCCCUCUCUCUCGCCUGGCCAUCACUGCCAGUGUCCUCGCAACGGCUACUGCGCUAUCUGCGCAUGAUAUCCCGGCUGACCUGCCAGUCUCGUCCCUGCUGAGCAAUGCGCAGACGCACCUAGCCAAAGGCGAGACCAGCGAAGCCAUCCUCUACUACGAUGCCGCCAUAGCACGGGAUCCCAAUAAUUAUCUGACCAUAUUCAAGCGUGCGACUGCGUUCUUAUCCAUCGGCCGGGCCAAUCAAGCAACCGACGAUUUCAACAAGGUGCUGGUUCUCAAGCCCACUUUUCAGGGAGCUCACGUCCAGUUGGCCAAUCUGAAGUCAAAAGUUGCAGAUUGGGAAGGCGCCAAGGCCGAAUAUGCUGCGGCAGAGAAAGCAACGGAUUCUCCCGAGCUAGUUGAAUUGGCGGGAGCCGAGCGCGCCGCCGCCGCCGCAGUCGCGGCCUCCAAGAACCAGAGCUGGGAUGACUGUGUUAAUCAUGCUACCAUUGCCAUCAGUGUUGCUUCUAGACAUCCGCCUCUGCGUGAAUUGCGGUCCAAGUGUCUGUUUGCUCGUGGCGAGAUUCAAGAGGGAAUGGGCGAUUUGCAAUACGUUCUGCUCUUGAGACCAGGCGACACGUCACCUCAUGUUCUUAUUUCUGCUACUUCCUUCUACGCUCUCGGAAAUGAAGACAAGGGCUUGACACAGAUCCGCAAAUGUCUGCACUCCGAUCCCGAUUCCAAGAUCUGCAAGAAGGUUCACAAGCAAGAAAAGGCGUUUCAGAAGGGCGUGAACCGGGCCAUGGGACAACUCAACAGAGGCCAGACAACCACUGCCGGUAGAACGCUUGUCGGUACUGAAGAAGAGAUUGGCUUGAUCACGCUACUCAAGGAGCAAACAGAAGAUUUGAGGCAGUCCGGCUUCAUCCCUGAAAAGGCACCCACACAAUUAUAUGGCAAGCUCAUUGACAUGACGUGUCAUGCCUACUUGGAGGGUAACCAUAAAAAUGUUGAGAAGUACUGCGAGGAAGCUCUUGAGCUUAAUUCAGAAUCAUUCUGGGGCAUGCUCUACCGAGCAAAGGGUCUGAUGAGGAAGGAUGAAUUCGACGCUGCCAUACAUACGCUCAAAAGUGCCAUCGAACUUCACCCCGGCAAGCGAGAUAAGAUAGAUCCUCUCAUGAAUAAAGUCCAGAUCGCCCUAAAGCGAAGCAAAACCAAGGACUACUACAAGGUUCUGGGUGUGGACAGUGACUCCGACCAGAGACAAAUCAAGUCGGCAUACCGCAAGGCCUCCAAGCAGUUUCAUCCUGACAAGGCUCACAAGCAAGGCAUAGCGAAGGAAGAUGCUGAAAAGAAAAUGGCCUCAAUCAAUGAGGCCUACGAAGUGCUUAGUGACCCUGAGCUUCGUGCCCGAUUCGACCGAGGCGAUGACCCCAACUCCCAAGAAAGAGGGGACCCAUUCCAAGGCAGCCCCUUUACAGGCGGAGGCGGACACCCUUUCAUGUUCCAGCAAGGCGGAGGUCAGCAAUUCAAGUUCAACUUCCAUGGCGGUGGAGGCCCUUUUGGUUUCUGA
Molecule: messenger RNA, 1560 nt
Organism: Beauveria bassiana ARSEF 2860
Lineage: Eukaryota; Fungi; Ascomycota; Sordariomycetes; Hypocreales; Cordycipitaceae
Product: DnaJ domain-containing protein
Exons: 2
Coding region: 1-1560 (519 amino acids)
Biological process (GO): protein folding in endoplasmic reticulum
Cellular component (GO): endoplasmic reticulum
Molecular function (GO): misfolded protein binding; protein-folding chaperone binding
Source: RefSeq, a predicted model, not a curated record